This is a messenger RNA of Mobula hypostoma (lesser devil ray), 4113 nucleotides long. RefSeq lists its product as uncharacterized. Gene Ontology annotation, molecular function: DNA-binding transcription factor activity, RNA polymerase II-specific; RNA polymerase II cis-regulatory region sequence-specific DNA binding. The annotation marks the transcript as partial. Gene Ontology annotation, biological process: regulation of transcription by RNA polymerase II. The transcript has 2 exons. NCBI's taxonomy places the organism in Eukaryota, Metazoa, Chordata, Chondrichthyes, Myliobatiformes, Myliobatidae. The record is from RefSeq and is a predicted model, not a curated record.
GGGAGUUCACCCAUUACCGCCCCCGCCCUCAUCUCGACAGCAAUGAACCCACUUCAGUGCUCUGAAUGCGGGAGGUACUUCAAGAGACCCAGCGACCUGGUGAAGCACCGACGAAUUCACACCGGUGAGCGGCCGUAUACCUGCUCCGAGUGCGGGAAGGGGUUCACUCGCUCGUCUGAUCUGCUGAAGCAUCAGCGCGUUCACACCGGGGAGAGGCCCUUCACCUGCCCCGAGUGUGGGAAGGGGUUCGUUCAGUCAUCCCACUUGGUGAGGCACCAGCGAGUGCACAACGGCGAGAGUCCGUUCACCUGUCCGACCUGUGGCAAGGGCUUUAUUCAGUCUUCCAACCUGGUACGGCACCAGCGCGUUCACAACGGGGAGAGCCUGUUUAUUUGCUCCGAGUGCGGUAAGGGAUUCACUCAGUCGUCCCAUCCUUUGAUACAGCAGCAAGUACGCCUUGGAGAGAGGCCGUUGACCUGUGCUCAGUGUAGGAAUGGAUUCACCGGGGAGCACUUCUCAAUCCCUCAGGUUAACCACGUUGAUAAGACUCAGCAACUCCUCCCAAAAAAAUGCAAGGAAGAAGAACAAAGCAUGUGCCCUUCUCCAGGCGGUUCGCCUGCUUUUGUGGAGCAGAAUACAGACGAUGAUUAUAUUCACGCAAGUGAGGGACUGUUCGCUUACCACUCUGUGCGCCAUGGGCAUGGUUUCAGGUUUAGUGAUUGUACCUCACAGUUGAUUAAAAAGCUUUACCAGCCCGAAUCUUCAUCCGCAUGGACAAAUUCCGAGGAAAUUAUUUGCAACGUCUUGGCGCCCUUGUCAACCGAAGAGGUACUGGCUGAUUUAGACCAGUGUUCAUUUAUUUCACUUAGCUUGGACACGUCAAACAAGGAAGAUCAAAAGCUGUUCCCGGUCCUGGUGCGUUACUUCCUGCCAGUGACCGGGGUCAAAACGAAAAUCAUCGCGUUUACCUCGCGGCCAGGUGAAACGUCGGACUUGCAAAGCGAAUUUCUCCUUCAGCUGAUCAAGAGCAAUAAUCUCGGCGAGAAACUGGUGGGGCUCUGCGCGGACAACGCCAAUACGAAUCUCGGCGGCACGAAGCGCGCUGGGAGGAACGGCGUGUGGCACAAUCUGCAGGCCCACCUCGGCAAGGAGAUCUUCAGCGUGGGUUGUGGGACUCGCAUCAUUCACAACUGUCUGCAGACAGCAGCUGACUCACUCCCGCUCGACGUGGAGUGCUUUGCCGUGAAAAUUUAUAAAUACUUUCAUAUUUAUACUGUUCGUACAGAGGAGCUGAAAGACUUCUGCCGAUUUGUGAGCCUGGAGUACUCUAAGUUGCUGGAGCACGGCAGCACACGGUUCCUUUCCCUGGGCCCGGCACUCGACCGGAUUCUGUUGAUCUUUGAGGGGCUGAAGGUGUAUUUUCUCUCUCAGGAAAAGUGCCCGACACUGUUGAGACACAUGUUCAACAAUCCCUGCACCAAGCUGUGGCUUGCUUUCGUGAGUAAGCAGAUCGCAAUCUUUCAGAAGACGGUGGAGGCCAUUGAGAGGAACGAUUCCUCGGUGAUGGAGGUUGCCCUGCAGAUCCGAGCCCUGCGAGAAAACUUGGUGGAGGGGCUCAGGGAAAAGUUUGUCACCUCGGACACAAAGAUCCUGUUCCAGUGUCUGGUUGAGGAUGGGGAAAUCACUGAGGAGAAGUUCUACGGUGCCGUGGAGAACUUCUUCUCGACGGCGGUGAGCUACCUGGAUCGGUGGAGGUCGGCCUUUGAGUGCGCGGAGCUGCUGGAUUGGGCCUUGCUGAGGAGUGUGCCCAAGUGGGAGGACAUUCAGGGCAGCCUGGCCACCUGCCAAGCCAACAUCGCCUCUCUGCGCGUGAUAGACAAGAAGCGCCUCUUCGAGGAAUGGGGGAAUUCGAAGCAAGCCAUUUCCAGACUCCUGCCUGUCUGGAACACCGAGAAGCUGCCGGCCUCCGAGAGGUGGUGCCACGUUUUCCAGGAGAUGCAGCGGAACGGGUUUGCGUACUCGCACCUGGCAAAGGCCGUGGAGUUCAUACUGUGCCUACCGGGCAGCACAGCCCCCAUUGAAAGACUCUUCUCAGCCAUGAGCACUGUCCUGUCGCCUGACAAGUCACAUCUCAGUAUUCCCACAAUGAAGGCCAUCUUGCUGGUGCAGGUAAACUUUGACCUUGACUGUUUGGCCUUCUACGAUAAACUGUUGAAAGACAAAUGGACGUUACAAAAAAUUGCUUCAAAAGACAAUUACAAUGCCCAGGAAGCCUUGCACUGUAAAGAAGAGAAGGCCAGCUCUUCCAAAGAGCAAUAGCUACCAAACCGAACAUAGAUGUAUGCCAAAAUCAAGUUAUGCUUCAUUGUGAGAUGCAACUGAUAUUGGGAGUCAAGUCAGAAAAGAAGGGAGAGUUUGGCACCCAAAGUACGGGACCGUUUGGAUAAAACUGGGGAGGAUGGUCGCCAUUUUAACAUGGCCACCCCAUCCAGGAAGAUCACACGGGGACGGGUUUUGUUGGUGUGAGAAGGAUUCACUUGGUCAUUCGGCCAGGUAGCGAGUUCCUACCGGAGAGAAGUUGCGAAUUCAGGAAGAGGUUCACUUGUACUCUCUCCACGGUGAGGGGAAGGAUGAACUAAUUAUGAUGGUACAUUGUGAGGAGGGACUACCGCGGGGAAGGGUUUUCUGCCGACCUGCCAUCCAGCGACGCAGCAGCCAGUCCGCACGGGGAGAGGCUGUUCAUCUGCUCUGAAUGCAGGAGCAGAUGCGGCCAUUCUGCAGAGGCUUCAGUACGUCGUAAGAAUGGAACGCUUGGCGUGUGGAUAUUUCAACGUGGCAGGGGCACAGUUCUGUAGUUGCUGCCACGGUCGGUGGCUGCCCGGGUUGAAUGCUGGUCAUCCGUGGUUUGCUCUGGUUGGGACAACGGGUCUGAAGUUUUCUAUUCGGUACUAAGUUAGUGAGUCAGCCUGGGCAAUCAACCCCAAGAGCUGCUGGAACCCCAGCCACAUCAGCUGGGGAAUUGGGUGAAUUUAGGUGGUACCGAUAUUAAUGGAUUGUUAUAUUAAAAAAAAAUCGGGUUCAUUCAUGAAGCUCAAAGAGAGGAAAUCUGCCUCCCUUCCCCGUAAUGGUGAUCCAGCCCAGGUUGGUGUUAGUGGGGGUGGAUGAUAAUUCCAGAUGACUGGGCUGCCCCAGCACCAUCCCUGAACAGCCACCAAGAGAGUAUUCAGAUUUACAAAUAUAUAUUCAACUUUAAAAGCCCUUUGGUCGACAAUAUUGUGCUGACUUUCUGACCUAUUCUAAGAUCAAUCUGACCCUCUACAUAGAUGUACAUGGGAAUAUAGGUGUAUGGGGUAUGAAUGGGAUCCGGGAUCAGCCACGAUGGAAUGCUGGAGCAGACUCAAUGGGCUGAAUGGCCUAAUUCUGCUCCUAUGUCUUAUGGUCUUGUAUCUCUCCAUUUUCCUCUUAUCCGUGUGCCUAACUAAGUUUCUUAAAAGCCUCCAAUGUAUCUGCCUCCAUCACCACCCCUGGCAGAACGUUCCAUACACCCGCCACUCUCUGUAUAUUAAAAACUUCCCUCUGACAUCCUUCUCCAGUUUCCUCUCAUCCCCUUGGAGUUUCCACCUUGAGAAGAAUUCCCUGAUGUGUCUGCCUCUGGCACCACCCAGAGCAGGGUGUACCACACCCCAUGGAUAUCGGACAUGGGGAUGGGAUACGCGGGUUCCGUCUGUAACAAGUGGAGUUGAAGUUGCUGUCCAUGAAUCAACAUCUGCUGUCCCCUUGUCCCCAGGACCAAAGCAGAUAAGUGGAACUGAUCUGGUUACAAGGUGUUCACAAACUUGUCCCAUUGUAAAAUACUUGGAGAUCUGACACAGUUGCAUGAGGUUUAAGUGAAUUUAUAAUCCUGCACUGGGCAUAAAUACUGCUUUGCAAACUAGCACUAAAAUUAUACUCUUGUCCCCAAAUUUUUUUUUAAUUCUUUACAACCUGUAUUUUGAAAUGUAAUCACUUGAAAAAGUAUUUUUUUAAGAAGACUUUGAAUUUCAGGUUCAUGUGUGUUUCUAUCAAUAUUUAGCACUCUGUACAGUGUUUAUCAGGUUCAUUAAAUAAUGUUUA